Molecule: messenger RNA, 1191 nt
Organism: Cylindrotheca closterium
Lineage: Eukaryota; Bacillariophyta; Bacillariophyceae; Bacillariales; Bacillariaceae
Source: the annotation of a GenBank genome assembly
AUGUAUCCAUUGAUGAUGCACGCCAAGUGGCACUACAUCAAGUACAAAGUCCGAUUGGAACGUGAUAUGGUACUACCUGUCCUCCAUGCUCUACAAGGUCAUCCAGAAAGUGGACGUUGUUGGGAGUCCCACAUCAACAAGAUUCUGAGCAUGCCUGAUCUUCAAUUCAAAUCGACCACCCACGACCGUUGCAUCUACCGUGCCACCUACGAAGGCAUCCCAAUCUAUCUUCUUUGUCAAGUCGAUGAUUUUGCCUUGGCUGCGUCUAAUGAAGACAUUGCCAAAGCGAUCUACAAACGCAUUGGGAACCAUCUCAAACUGCCUUCCGAGACAACCGUUCCUAUCAAGUACCUGGGACCCCUCACCGAAUUCAAUGGUGUUGAUGUGACCCAGUACAACGAUUCCAUUGUUGUCUCUUGCCACAACUACAUUGAUCGUGUGCUCAAGACUCACUCCUGGACCACGCCGGCUCCAAACAAAUCCAAGUACGCCGGGUCUCCACUUCCAACUGAUUGUAUCUCUCAGUUAUACAGUGAACCUGGCUAUGCCAAAGCUAGCCCAGAACAUUCCAAACUGAUUAAGAAACACAACUUUGGAUACCGCCAACUUCCUGGUGAAUUGUUGUAUGCAUAUGUCACUUGCCGUCCCGACAUCGGUUAUGCAGUCAUCACACUUAGCAAAUUCGCUUCCAAACCAGGUGAUUUCCAUUUUCACAUGUUGAAACAUGUGGCCAUCUACCUUCGCCGCACCAAACAUUGGGGUAUCAUCUAUCAUCGGCCUUUACUUGACCUACAGGAACCACAAUUGCCGCCCAACCCACAACCUGGAGCCUCUGUUGACUCGUCGCUACCGGACUUUCCUUCGAUUGAUCCACACACUCUCACCUGCUUUGUUGACGCUGCCCAUGGCAACAAUCUUGACACCCGUCGAUCCACAACAGGGUAUGGAUUGGUAUUAGCGGGUGGAUGUGUAUCCUACCGGUGCAAGACACAAACUGCCACCGCCACCAGCUCCAUGGAAGCCGAAUUCUAUGCCGCCGUAUCCGUCGCCAAGCAAGCUAAGUACCUCCGCGCCGUCCUUACGGAACUUGGAUUCCAACCCUCCAGUCCCACCAUCCUCUUCUGUGACAAUGAAUCAACCAUCAAAAUGGUCUACUCCCGCAUUCCUACGGAACGCUCCCAUUACAUUUGA